CGUUUCCUUGUUUAUCCUGCCUGUGCGGCUGCUGCAGACGGCAGUAGUAUACCAAUCUCUUUAAAUUACGAAUUUACGAAACAGGAUCGAAACCUGCACGUCCAAGAAACGUAGCUUCUUUUUUUCUGUAGUCAGCGUAGCCUCAAUUUUUACCUGACAUCACAGGCAUCCGAAUAUACCUUAGUGCGCAAGGUUACAGAGGAUUUCAUUGGGUGUUUUGACUGAGAGGUUAAAUAGAGCCAGCCUCUUGCACGCCUAGUUUUGUUACUCUCCCACGCAAGCUUACCUGCACUAACUAGAAAUUCCAGUUUCUCAAGCUAGUCCUAGAAAACACCGGAGAGUCCUGUAGGCAACAUGGACCUGGACAGUAAACGGCUGGUGGUGGUGGUACCCAACGAGGUGCUGGUGCCCUCUCGCAGAGUGCCGAGCAGCGAGGACGAAGCAUGGAGGAGCUACCUGGAGAACCCGCUGACCGCUGCCACCAAGGCCAUGAUGAGCAUCAACGGAGACGAAGACAGCGCAGCAGCACUGGGACUGCUGUACGACUACUACAAGGUUCCCAGAGAGAGGAGAUGUGCCUCAAGCGGUGUUAAACCCACAGAGCCUCCUCCAAUUGGGCCUGAGAACUGCGGUAGCCUGGAGAUUCUAGAUUACCAUCUUCACGCUCUCAGAUCCAUGCCCGUCAACCUCUCCCUAAACAACAACACCGCUGCAGAACAUCAGGGCUCCAGGUAUGGAGCCGCCUGCCUCGCAGGAGACCCCAGAGGAGGAGAUUGUAAAGGUGGAGGUGGGGCGGCUCUGGCUCUGGUCAAGACAGAGGGCCAGACAUCUGGAGGGUCGUACCGAGAGGAGCCCAGAGAGGAGAUGAGGAUGGCUUACGAGCAGAGCCACUAUGAUUCGUCCCGCGCCGGGUGCUUGAAAGAUGAACACAGAGGCACUCCAGACAGCACAUAUGAGGACGCUGUAGAAGGAGAGAUGUAUCACAGGAGUCCCUCCUCAGGAGUUGAUGAGUCCCACCACAGCCCACCAAUUGGCAGCUUCCAGUACUGUCUGGAGGCCAGCAUGUCGCUGCGGCCGUGGCAGGGAGAAGGACCCAUGGCUUACCUGAACCGGGGCCAGUUCUACGCUCUGAGACUGUCGAAGGCCGGCUUCAGAUUGUCCCAACUUCAGCCCAGAGGCAAAGUGCGGGUGAGUGGACCGACGCCGUCACGGGGGCCCGAUGGGGGCCCAUCCAGUAAUGAGCAAUGCACCAUGGGAGGCUCUGAGCGGCAGCGGGACAGUAUUGUACAGAGUGUUAUCAUGGUCGUCUUUGGGGAAGACAAGUGCAGAGACGAGCAGCUGAAGAAUUGGAAAUACUGGCACUCCCGUCAGCACACUGCCAAACAGAGAGUCCUGGACAUUGCCGACUAUAAGGAGAGCUUCAACACGAUCGGGAACGUGGAAGAAAUUGCCUUCAACGCCGUCUCCUUCACAUGGGACGUCAGCGAAGAAGCUCAGGUCUUCAUCUCUGCAAACUGUCUGAGCACAGACUUCUCUUCGCAGAAGGGCGUGAAGGGGAUGCCUCUGAUAAUCCAGAUCGACACCUACAGCUACAACAGCUGCAGCAGCAGGCCCAUCCACAGGGCCUUCUCUCAGAUCAAGGUCUUCUGUGACAAGGGUGCUGAGAGGAAGCUUCGAGAUGAGGAGAAGAAGCAGCUCAGGAAGAGGAUGAAAGGGAAAACUGGCAGCACAGGGCUGACCUCUCCCUGCAGGAGGGCUGAUAGCACGCUGUUCAAAACCAUGAUGGACCUGGACUCCCAGCCUGUCCUCUUCAUUCCUGACGUCUACUUUGGAAACAUGCAGAGAGCCGGGCAGGUGUUUGCUGUCAACACUGAAGAGGGCACCAGAGAUGGAAGUGUCCUUGUGAAAACGAUGUCAUCUGCCUCUGAGGAAGACGUCUGUCCACCUCAGCCCAAGAAGUCCAAAGUGGAAGUGGAGAGCAAAGUUCUGCUGUAUGUGAGGAAGGAGAGUGAUGAAGUGUUUGAUGCCCUAAUGCUGCGCACCCCAACCCUACAGGCAUUGAUGGAGGCAAUCUCAGAGAAAUAUGCAGUACCUAUUGCAAAGAUGGUCAAAGUCUACCAAAAAAGCAAAAAAGGGGUCCUGGUGAACAUGGACGACAACAUCAUCCAGCACUACUCCAACGAGGACACCUUCAUCCUGGCUAUUGACGGCUCAGCAGAAUCUUUGCGCGUCACUCUGUCAGAAAUCUGACAGUUGUCGGCCACAGCGCUGUGCUCACCAGCGGGCCAGUGGUGAUCCCGGCUUCAGCCGCGCCACGUGCAGCAAUUGUGAACGUUGCUAGCAGUAUUAGACGAUGGUGCCAAAAUGUGUUCCUUGAGGGCGGCCUCGUAGGAGUCUCUGUUCGGCUAAACUCCACCAGGCAAAAUCCAGCUUCACCUCACCUGCUGCAGUACCCGUUUACUACACGACCUGCGUAGGAGGGUUUCAUUCGGAAUGCAGGCUUGACUUUGAAAACUUAUGGAAGUGUCCAUGAUUUGGACACUUCCAUGAUAUUUCCUGGCUAACUACCCGCAGAAGUCUCGAGUAGCCGAUUGGAGUUAACUUGUUAAUACUUGCUCCUUCAAAAGAGAGGCCUUUAUCCAGGUCACCGCAAAGCACCCAGCCAGCCUGCUGUGGUUUCACAGGAAGAGGACGACACAGUGUACAGCGGUCUUAUUGAAUUAACAGCAGGGACUGCUGCUUGCUUCCUCUGUGCCGUCUGCCUUCUGUCCCGUUAGCCCUACUAGUGGUGGAAGCUUUAAAACGACUUCAUCUGAUGUAACGUUUCUUGCUUCAAAGCAAGUCAAUGCAGCAUUUUAUGCUGGCACUCAACAUAUCAAGGUGAAUGACUUAUUGUUUUGUAUGUAUAUAAUUCUUUUUUUAGAUGUCUCAAACUGCUGUCAUGCCAUGCUUCUAAGUCAAAAUGAACUUGCUCUUAUCUUUCCUGGUUGUCCAUCUUUGUGUCAUUGAUUGGCCACAUGUACUGCAUACUAAAUGAUUCCAGUUGAUGCCAGUGAAAUACCACUUAUCCCAGAUGGUGAUCACAUGCUGAGACACCAUUAUGGAAGCAGACAGAGAGUCUCCAGGAUGCUGUUAAACUGUUUGGCUUCCUCUGUGUAUGUGUUUAUUGCCUUUCCUACAGACAUUAGUAUAUAGGACAUUAGUUCGGGACUUAUGGGGACCAACUGCUGCAUCCAUUUACACAAUCCAAUGCUUAUUGCUCUUUUCCAACCCACUGCCUGUGUUUACCACACUGACAGCUUCAGCAUCCUGCAUUUUCUCCAUGCACCAUCAUGUACAGUCUUUUGAAUGAGUCAAUAAAUAUAGUUUUAUAAGCA
Molecule: messenger RNA, 3377 nt
Organism: Anarrhichthys ocellatus (wolf-eel)
Lineage: Eukaryota; Metazoa; Chordata; Actinopteri; Perciformes; Anarhichadidae
Product: grainyhead-like protein 2 homolog
Exons: 15
Coding region: 355-2250 (631 amino acids)
Biological process (GO): brain development; neural tube development; regulation of transcription by RNA polymerase II
Cellular component (GO): nucleus
Molecular function (GO): RNA polymerase II cis-regulatory region sequence-specific DNA binding; DNA-binding transcription activator activity, RNA polymerase II-specific
Source: RefSeq, a predicted model, not a curated record